CUCCCAUUGCGUGUCGUUUGCGUCCUGAAGGCAAAGGGAACUCGCAGCCCUCCAACUUCAGUACGCUGCAACAUUCCCACAGGAACAUCACUAUCCGAGCCAUACUACAUACCCCACCCCGCCUAUUCCAUUCCUGUUCUCUAUCGUAUCGGCGCCCGUCCACGCCCAGCCCUCAAACCCUCACAAACUCACUCCGGUGACAAACAACCCGCAAGAUGACCGAGGAGAAGAUGCAAAAGGACUGCUCCGCGAUCGUAGACGCCCAGCUGCCUGAUAUCGUCGCUACCGCACAGGUGCGAUCCAUCAAUGAGGCGCUCGACAAGCUACUGGCUUUGGAAAAGCAGACGCGUGUGGCCGCGGACCUCGCAUCAAAUACGCGAGUUCUAAUCGCAGCCAUCCAGCUGUGCGUCGAAUCCGGUGACUGGAAACUGCUGAACGAGCAUAUCGUGUUGCUGUCCAAGAAGCAUGGGUUGCUUAAGCAGGCGGUGACGAAGAUGAUCCAAGAAGCGACCACCUAUGUCGACAAAACCCCCGACAUGCCCACGAAGCUGGAAUUGAUCGAGACGCUGCGGACGGUGACCGAGGGCAAGAUCUUUGUGGAAGUGGAGCGUGCGCGCGUGACGAGGACGUUGGCGGAGAUCAAGGAGAAGGAGGGGAAGAUUGUUGAGGCGGCGGAUAUCUUGCAAGAGUUGCAGGUGGAAACCUUUGGCUCAAUGGACAAGCGCGAAAAAACCGACUUCAUCCUCGAACAAAUGCGCCUCGUCCUCGCCAAAAAGGACUACACGCGCAUGCAAAUCAUCUCCCGCAAAAUCUCCCCAAAGUACUUCAAGGAGCCUGAAGUCCAGGACCUCAAACUCCGCUUCUACGACCUAAUGAUCCACCACGCCCUGCACGAAUCCGCCUACCUCGACGCCUGCAAAUACUACCGCCAGAUCUACGACACGCCCUCGAUCCAAUCCGACGACGCCAAAAAGACGGAAACGCUCCGCAACAUCAUCUUCUUUGUCAUACUGGCCCCGUAUGAUAACGAGCAGAGUGAUUUGAUUCAUCGCGUUUAUGAGGAUCCGUGGUUGAGUAAACUGGGGAGUUAUAAGGAACUGACGAAAUGCCUCAUUAUAUCCGAAUUGAUGCGCUGGCCCAAGAUCGAGGAGAUCUACGGCCCCUUGUUCAAAACAGGCUUCGUAUUCGAUCUAAAGACGGAGGAUGGACAGAAGCGGUACAAGGAUCUGCAUAAGCGGGUUAUUGAGCAUAAUAUCCGCGUCGUGGCGAAGUAUUACGACAGGAUAACCGUCAAGCGGCUCACGCAGUUGUUGGAUCUAUCGCCUACCGUAAGUUGCCUUCCAUGCAUGAAUCCCCCCACCUUUCCUUCACGCUCCCCAAAUUCACGCUUCCUUGUUUACGAUGUUCGCUUCGCGAUUGCUCCCUACUUUCCCACACAGGAAUCCGAACAAUUCCUCUCCAACCUCGUCACCAAGAAGACCAUCUGGGCGCGCGUCGACCGGCCGCGCGGGAUCGUCACGUUCAUGAAACGGAAGGAUCCUGCGUCGGUGUUGAAUGAGUGGAGUGGGAGUGUGGCGAGUUUGUUGGAGUUGAUUGUGAAAACGACCCAUCUGAUCACCAAAGAGGAGAUGGUUGCUGGGAGUGGGAUUACGCAGGUCAUUUGAGACCCACCUUGGGUGUGAUGUUUGUUCGACGAGAAGGGGGCCCAGCAGGAAAUAUCGAGUGGGGGGAGAGGGGACGAAUUCGACUUGGGAUUUGAGGAGUGCCGGGGGAAGGGAUCUAAUAGGCUCGACGUAGUUUGGAUACAUCCCUCAACUGCUCACCUGAACACCGAUCGGCGGUCGACUGAAACUCUCUUACGUGCUCCUGU
Molecule: messenger RNA, 1870 nt
Organism: Fimicolochytrium jonesii
Lineage: Eukaryota; Fungi; Chytridiomycota; Chytridiomycetes; Spizellomycetales; Powellomycetaceae
Exons: 9
Coding region: 216-1664 (482 amino acids)
Cellular component (GO): cytoplasm; proteasome regulatory particle, lid subcomplex; nuclear proteasome complex
Source: RefSeq, a predicted model, not a curated record